This is a messenger RNA of Hydra vulgaris (swiftwater hydra), 1820 nucleotides long. NCBI's taxonomy places the organism in Eukaryota, Metazoa, Cnidaria, Hydrozoa, Anthoathecata, Hydridae. The record is from RefSeq and is a predicted model, not a curated record.
AUGGGUCCCAAAAAGAAUAUGUGUGUGUUUCGUGGUGCAGCGAAAAACUAUAUAGAAUCAAACUUUGCAUUGUCUUUGCAAGUAGACAACAAUUGUAAAAAUGGGCAUAUUCUUAUUUUGUCUUCACCUAAUAAAAAAAGUCCUUUGUUAUCCAGGUUAAGAGCUGACCAGUUGACUCCAAGAAAAAAACUCCUCAAACAUAGAUUAAGUGUUUUUGCUACUGAAAUUGCUACCGAAAAACGAAAGCAUAGAGAGGAUGUAAAGGUGUUAGAAGAAAAAAUUAAAACAAGGCCAAGAUUUAAACAUCUCAAUGAGACUAUUGCUUGCAAAGAAAAGACAAUUCGAAGUUUGCGGAAUAAAUUAAAAGUUCAACGUCUAAACUUACAGCUGAAUAAGCUUCAAAUUUCAAAUUUUCGUUUGAAAAAAGAACUGAAAUUCACCCAAACAAAGCUGUCUAAUGAAGAAGUUAUCUUACGUCAACAACUUGCUGACAAGAAUGUAGAGAUUAAUGACCUGCAAAAUGAUAUGCUUAUUUUACAGGAAAAGAUAGAGCAAAUGCAGCAGAAAGUACAAAGCACCAGAUGUAAAAAAGUCUACUCAUCUGAUAUUAGGGCACUUAUCUAUGACAUGCUAGCAUGUCAAGUUCCUACACACAGUGUGCCCCAACUUCUUCAUAAAGUAGGAGAACACUUUGGGUAUAGAUUUAGUGACAUUCCACAUCGCAAAACUGUGGAGCAGAUGAUGCGCGAGCUGGGUAUUAUUUCAGAACUCCAGGCUGCUGAGAUAGCAUUCUCAACAAAAAAUUUGACUCUUGGUUUUGAUGCCACAACCCAGGAGGGUGUUCAUGUCAAUGUUGUGCACUUAACAAAUGAAUCUUCGUGCAUGGUUGUAGCCAUUGACCAGCUUGCUGGUGGUACAUCUUAUGACUAUAUGAGUCAUAUUACAAAAUCUGUGGAUAAUCUUGCUAAGUUGUAUAGUGACUUUUACCGGAAACAAUAUACUGAUGUACGAAGCACGAUUAUCAGCAACAUAACAAACACAAUGAGCGACAGAGUGGCAGUGAACCAUGCAACUAUAACAAAGUUAAACACUUUUUGGCAAAAAUCUCUAAAUGAACUGAACUGUCACCUUCACCCAUUGGAUACAAUUACUUCUGCUUGCAAGUCAUCGCUUAAAGCUUUGGAAACUUCAAAAGGGAAACUUUUUGGUAGAGAUUGUUUUGCAGCAAACAUUGUUGUUCAGUUAAAUAAACUCCGUUACAAGGAUGGUAAAGGUGAUCCAAAAGGCUUUGUCACCUUUUUGGACAAGCAUGGUCUUCCUAGAGGACUUAUACCAUGCUAUAGGGGAAAUCGAUUGCACAUACUUUUUCAUACAUGUGGAACUUUAAUACAUCACUACCAGAAACUUCAGAGUUUUCUGUUUUCUGGAGUAGUGUUAUGUGGAGGACUGAGAAAUAGUCUUUUCCAAGACUUCACAUCUGAUACAGGUAUACGCGAGAUGUGUGCCCUAGGUUUAAUUGGAAAGUUAGUGACUGGUCCCUGGAUGAAAAAAUUCUAUGUGGCGCCAGGACAAAGACUUGACUAUUUGUCUGGCAUCCAAGUGAUCAAAAAUGUUUGCAAUGCACUUGUUGAAAGCAGCGCAGAAGCUCUUUCCCUUAUUCACCGAAAAACAGAUUUUUUUGGAGGUGAUCUCAAUGAUCCAGUUUUUCAAUCACUCAUAGGCUUUUGCCCAAGGACUGAUGAAAUGAGAGAUGCAUUAGCCAGCUGUCUAAAUGCUGUCAUUAGUUAAUGCUGUCAUUAACCGUCAGUAUGAGCGACAGU